Beauveria bassiana ARSEF 2860 is the source of this 2133-nucleotide messenger RNA. RefSeq lists its product as uncharacterized. The record is from RefSeq and is a predicted model, not a curated record. NCBI's taxonomy places the organism in Eukaryota, Fungi, Ascomycota, Sordariomycetes, Hypocreales, Cordycipitaceae. The transcript is spliced from 2 exons. Bases 1 to 2133 code for a protein of 710 amino acids.
AUGGACGACCCCAACGGCCGCCCUCCCUCGGUGGCGGCCACAGAGCUGCAGCACCAGCAGCAACAGCAACAGCAACAGCAACCCGACAAUGCUGCGCUGGACGGCGCCCGUGCCCCAAAUCGCAGCACUCAGUCUCCCGGUCUAGCAACGCCCAGCGCUACAGCAGACUCGCGCAGCGACUACUUUGACCCGGCUUCCAACUUGCGCCAGCAGCCUUCGCGCCAAUCUGUUCGCUCUGCUUCGCAGUUUCCCGGCGCCGUCGGGCCCGCUGGCGACUCACGCCCAGCUAGCCGGAACCGCCGACCGAGCAUUCGUAUUCGACGCGGCUCCAAUGCAUCAAUCAGCACACAAAACUCCGAUAAUGCCGCUGCUGCUUCCUCUUCGUCUGACGCACUCGCGACCGCUUCCUCAUCCGCACGUGUUGGACGCCCUCGAAGUGCAUCACAGCCUUCCCUGGAUGUUGCGGCUCGUACUGGCGAUGUUGCAAGGCACUCGCGCCGCACCCCUCAGGUUGCCCUGCCGCGACUGACAGAGGAGGGCGCACGCCCGACCAUGCAGGAGCUUGGCUUGACUGGCAGCCCUCUGUCCCCGACCACCUCUCUCCCCGGAAGCAUUGCUCGCCACCAGCCCGAGUCUACCGACCCAAGCCCUCCUCAGCAAAACCCCCGUAGGCGCUUCAGCAGGUUUUGGCCCGGCGGUAACGCCGCUGAGAAGCGCCGGUCCCAGGACACAAUGUCCCGAGGAUCCAUGUUUCAGGAUGACGAGUAUGACGAGCACCUAGUCGAUAUCUUGGAUACCAUCGAUCCUGAGAUUCAAACACUAUCAACACUUACCAACAUUCAGAACUCCCUAUUCGUUCCCGAUCUCGGUGGCUUGAUUAACAGACGGCCGACAUAUUCUCUCACCCAGCACGACGCAGAACGCAUUACAUCUCGGCCCGGGACAUCCGAGCGUAGACCUUCCGUGGCUCCCCAGGAGCCUAGAUUAGACGGAAUUGCGCCUGACGAUACGAUUCAGGAAUUACCGACCGAGGAGGAAGUAGAAGCAGAAGCACCCACUAUACGAAGAACCGAUACCAUCACAUCACAACUGAGCGACUCUCACUAUGCUGCACUACCUCAUGGCGUAUCGCUAGCAAAUUGGACACCCGCAGAGAAGUGGGAACUCGACGACCAUGUUCGCCACAUGUUGCACUCUCGACGAUCCAGGUUCAAGCGAAUGAUGAAAGGCUUUGGUCAAUAUGUGCGUCGGCCUCUUGGUUUCUUGGUCACUUUCUACGCUACGUGCAUUACUGCAUUUGGCUUGGCCUGGGUUUUGUUCUUGAUUGGCUGGAUAUACGUCGGCGACAAACAGGAAUACACUCUUCAUAUCAUUGACAGUGUAUUGGUUGCGCUCUUCUUGGUUGUUGGCGGUGGCAUGGCUCCCUUUCGUGCCAUGGACACCUAUCAUCUGGCCUUUGUUGUUCAUUACUGGCGCAAGGUCAAAAAGGCGAGGCUCAAGAAGGGAGACAUUGAGGCAGUUGACCGAAGCGAGUCGUCCAACGCCUCUGGUGCUUCAGCAACAGAUGCCACCAACAAGGAGCCGUCGGUGCCUAAUCAAGUUGAACAGGCUGGACACGAGCAGACACCCGUGUCUCGCGCACUGAGCCAGCUGCCAAAGGAUCCAGAGGCCGAUUUCGAAGAGGAGGAGGAGGACUUGUAUCCGCUCACGCCCAAGCAACAGAAGCGCUUCUUGCAUCACCGCCAGAAGCUGGUCAAGUCACACAGUUUCUACAAGCCGCACGAAACUUUUACUCACUACAAGUUUCCGCUCAGCUUGCUCAUUACCGUCAUUCUUUUGCUCGACGCACAUUCCUGCCUUCAAAUUUCCUUGAGCUCAACCACGUGGGGUAUUGAUUACCACCAUCGCAACCCGGCCAUCACGACGACCAUUCUGUGCGUCAGCAUCACGACCAAUAUCGUGGCCGGUCUGGUCAUUAUGAGAGGUGACAGGAAGACGCGCAAGAAGGAUGUGGUGCAACUGAUAGACCGGCAAGAACUGACAAGUGAUGCGUUGAAGAAGCUGGAAGAAAAGAAGAAGAAGAGGCAAGAGAAGCAAGAGGCAGAAGAUACGCCGCAUAUACUCAGCAAAUAA